Molecule: messenger RNA, 2055 nt
Organism: Myxocyprinus asiaticus (Chinese sucker)
Lineage: Eukaryota; Metazoa; Chordata; Actinopteri; Cypriniformes; Catostomidae
Gene: alg11
Product: ALG11 alpha-1,2-mannosyltransferase
Exons: 5
Coding region: 67-1569 (500 amino acids)
Biological process (GO): protein N-linked glycosylation
Cellular component (GO): endoplasmic reticulum membrane
Molecular function (GO): GDP-Man:Man(3)GlcNAc(2)-PP-Dol alpha-1,2-mannosyltransferase activity
Source: RefSeq, a predicted model, not a curated record
GAAGAAGCUGAAUAGUGACGUCAGCGGUUCCGGGUUCUGCCGAGUGUUGUGUUGUCAUAUGUUAAGAUGUCAUCGCACGAUCACCUGUCUCUCUGUCUAUGCGAUUUAAUGAGGUUAUUAUGGUCACUGCUGUUGCCUUCCCUCUAUUUGAGUCUUGUCCUGAUAGCCAUCCUCUUCAUCUUCAUCUUGGGGGUCAGAACCUGGUUGCAGAUGAAGAGGAAGACCAGGAGAGCUCAAGAUGACCAGCCUACUGUGGCCUUCUUUCACCCGUACUGCAAUGCGGGUGGAGGUGGAGAGAGAGUGCUGUGGUGUGCUUUACGCGCUCUUCAAAACAGGUACCAGGAUGUUUCCUUUGUGGUCUACACAGGAGACCAGGGUGUGACUGGAGAACAGAUCUUAAAUGGAGCAAGGCAGCGCUUCAACAUCAAACUCCCUCGACCCGUUAAGUUUGUGUUCUUGAAACAUCGCCUCUUGGUGGAGGCGAAACUUUACCCACACUUCACUCUUUUGGGUCAGAGUGUGGGCUCCAUCUUUCUGGGGUGGGAGGCUUUGACUGAGUUUGUCCCAGAUAUCUACAUUGACUCCAUGGGCUACACCUUCACCUUACCUGUGUUCCGUUACCUGGGUGGUUGUCACGUGGGAAGCUAUGUGCACUACCCCACCAUCAGCACUGAUAUGCUGUCUGUGGUUCGAGAAAGGAAUCCGAGGUUCAAUAAUGCAGACUACAUUUCCAGUAACCCUGUACUGAGUGCUAUCAAAGUGAUUUACUACUGUGUUUUUGCGCUGCUCUACGGCCUGGCUGGCUCCUGUAGUGACGUGGUCAUGGUAAAUUCCACCUGGACGUUAGGUCACAUACUGGCUCUGUGGCGUGCUCCCAACUGCACCAGUGUGGUUUACCCACCUUGUGAUGUUCAGGCCUUUCUGGACAUACCUCUGGAGGAAAAGGCUCAGGAGAAAGAAAACAAAAAGUGCCACUCUAUCAUCUCUGUGGGUCAGUUCCGCCCUGAAAAGGACCAUCAACUGCAGAUCAGGGCUUUCAGAAAACUUCUAGACAGGAAGGGGGUGGAGUCUGCUGGUCGAAAGACUCUAAAACUGGUGUUGAUUGGUGGAUGUCGUAACCAGGAAGAUGAAGACAGGGUACUGAUGCUUAGGGGCUUGUGCCAGGAGCUGGGCAUGGCAGACAGGGUGGAGUUUAAACUCAAUAUUCCAUUUGAGGAACUGAAACAAGAUCUUACAGAUGCCAUGAUCGGGUUGCACACAAUGUGGAAUGAACAUUUUGGUAUUGGUGUGGUGGAGUGCAUGGCUGCUGGAACAAUCAUUCUGGCUCACAAAUCUGGUGGUCCUAAGCUGGACAUUGUAGUGCCCUAUGAUGGUGGUUCAACAGGCUUCCUAGCAGAUGAUGAAGACAGCUACGCAGAAGCAAUGGAACGAAUCCUUUCAAUGACUCCUGCUGCUCGGUUAGAGAUUCUGCGACGGGCCCGUCAGUCCGUCACCCGCUUUUCAGACCAGGAGUUUGAAGGCUCCUUCCUUGCAGCUGUUGAGCCUCUAAUGUCAGCAUUGGUGCUUUGACAGUGAGGGAGUGUGUGAGGGUACUCUCCGUACCUCAGUCACCAAGUGUCAGUCCUGACUGACUAUAGUAAAUCAGCCUAAUAUUGUUCAGUCUAGUUCACAAGCUUGUGCUGGCCCCAUAGUGCUGACUGAUAAUCAUCCCAUUUCUAGAGCAGAAGUGAGGAAUUUAUACAGAUUUGUCUUGUAAACUUUAAGAAACAUCACUAGGGUGAGGGAUGCAUCAUGGAAAAUGCUGGUUGUUCUGCUUUAACGACAUGACUCAAUGCUUUUAAACAGUGACAUUUAAUGAAAUGUUUAAGCACUGAUUAGAAGGCAUUUGUUGUUUAUUGAAACGCAAACAUAUUGUUCAUAUAUGUUUUUAUGUUAAGUCAAAUUAUAUGAUAAUUUAAUUAUAUAAUUGUACUUGUAAAUUAUAUUAGCUUUGUUUUGUCUCACAAUAGGUUUCAGAGGGUUUCACAACAAAAAUACAUUGUAUUAAAAAAGUGA